AUGCGCAAGGAGAUAUUUUGGUGAGAAUUUUAUGAAUUUUGCACCUGAAAAAUGUCAUCAAAUUUUAAAUUUUUUACUGUAGGCAAAACCUGUAGAUCUUAAGCGCGAAAAUUUUCAUCAGAAAUUUUUUGAGCCUAAAGGAUUAUCGUUUUGUCAUCAUUUUUAGGCUGAAAAAGACGGAAAAUUUGGACCUACAAUUUCUGAAAUUUGGGACUUUUCGACAAAAUAACCUUGGCUUCUUACUGUUAGGAAAAACUGUAGAAAAUUUUUAGGCGAAAUCUGAAAAUGUGGUUGAAAUUUUUUGACGUCCCAGAUACGCCUAGGGUUACUGUUUUCUGGAAAAUUUAGGAUACUGUAAAAAUUCUUGUAGUUCAGAAUUUCUAGAUUUUGAUCUGAAUGAAAAAAUGACAAUUUUUCUAGAAUAUUCCUGGAAAUUUGGGAUUUUUAAGACAAAAUAGACCUUGGCAGGUUCUUCGAAGGAUACUGUAAAUUUAGGUCGCGAAUCAAAAUUUUGGUGCAUUUUUUGAGCCUAGUAGGAUUCUUUUAAAUACUCUCGGACGGCAACAACAACCCUCAAAUCACUUGAUAUAUCAGGAAACCUGAAAUUUUUGGCAAUUUUCGGAGCACGAAUUCUAUCAAAAGCUCUUCAAGUCAAUAUAUCACUUCGAUCAAUAACAAUCGAUAAUAAUCAUAUCGGAACUGAUGGAUUUGUUGAUUUGAGGCAACAUCGAUGAAAAUCAAUCACACACUGACAUAUUUUGAUUAAUCCGGUUUUGGAUGCUUUUGAGACAAUUCAGCGAUUUUUUCGGAAAGAUUCGAGAACAAUUUUGGGCAUUUUUAAGCAACAAAUUCAGACCUUGUUUAUAUCGAAAUCGAAUGGCGGUGGGAAUUAGGCGGGAAAAAAUUUCGGGAGGAUUUUUUGAGAGCCCAGAUACGUCUAGGGAAUUACUGUAGAUGUUUCAGAGUCGAGGAAUCUGUGGAGAAUAUGCGCAAGGAAAAUUCGAUUCUCAGCUCAAAAAAAAUUCUUGGGCCUAAAAAUGUACAAUGACCUCGAAAAUUCCAAAAUUUUUGAUUAAUUUUGAGCUGAACAUCCAGAUAUUUUAGAAAAUUCAGAAAAUUCUGGAAAUUUGGGAUUUUUUUGAGGCCAAAAUACGUCCUAGGGUUACUGUAGAUGUUUAGGCGCGAAAAAAAACUAAAAAUUUGGAUUCUCAGCUCAAAAUUCUUGAAAAAUUCAAUUUUUGAAAGUUUUUUUUGAGAAAAUUUGUUUAAAAUUAAAAUUCUAAUGUAACUGAAAAUUCAUCCAAAAAUCCUCAAUUUUCUUUCCAGCGAUGGAACCAAAAGAUCUGAACAAAUUGCAAUUUCGCGCCUUACAAGAAGUUUGGUUGGAACAAGCGAAACAAGUAUUCAGCGAUUGGAAAUGGCGAGAAAUUUGUGAGAAUUCGGAAGCAUCUUCAAUUGGAAGGAAUUCUUCAGUUCGGAACUGCAUCAACUUCAUCACCAUUUACUCCAAAAAGACAACUAAAUCAUAGACCGAGAAGUAUUUUGGUGCAACAAAAUUGUGGAAGAGGAUUCGAUAGAAGUUGGAGUCAAUCUUGAUCUACCACCAAAACCAUCGGCACUACAACAUUUAUCGAAAGCUAGACCGAGAAGACGCGGAAGACCAUCGCAGAAUGCUGUAUUACGAGAAGAGGAAGGAGAUGAUUAGCAGUACUAGUACUAGUUUGAUGGAGGAGGAGGUUUUUGCGGUGCGGAUGCCGCCGCCGGCGAUGUUGCCGCAGAGAAUGUCGCCGCCUGCGAUCUCGCCGAGGUCUGAGGAUCGCCGACAAAUUCGACGGAUUCGCCGCCGCCGCCAUUGCCGCAGAGAAAUCGGUAAGGGGGGAACGGGAAGUUCCGCGUUUAGGCGGCCACGUGGCUCACUAUGACGUGGAAACCUUAUAGCCAUCCACGUGGCCGCUGAAGCGGGUUUAACAGUGUUGCUUCCGCGUUAGCGGCAAGUUCGCUUCAGCGGCCAUAUUGCUAUGACGUGGCGAACUUAUAGUAUCAUAAACCGCAUGGCCGCUGAAGCGGAAGAUAGUGCCGCUGACGCGGAAGCUUGCGGUUUACACUCGCUUCGCUCGGAAAAAAAUUGGCGAUAGAUUUGCCUGCGCGGGAUCUCGAAAUUUCACAUGAAAACUCAAAAAAUCUUGGUUUUCACUGAAAUUUUCAGAUUUUCGAGCAAAGAGUGUGUAAACCGCAAGCUAUCAAAUUUAGCAGCCACGUGGAUAGCUAGGACGUGGCAAAAAAUAUGAAAACUUCCAGGUGGCCGCUAACGCGGAAGCUUGCGGUCUACACUCGCUUCGCUCGAAAAAAAAUUGACGAUAGAUUUGCCUUCGCGGGAUCUAAAAAUUUCAGUGGAAAUCCAAAAUUAUCUUGUUUUCACUGAAAUUUCGAUGAAAUUUUCGAUGAACCGCAAACUUCCGCGUCAGCGGCCACGUCGGACAAAAAAAACACGUGGCCGCUGAAGCGGAAAAUCUGUGAAUUUCGCUCGAAAAAUCGAAGAAAUUUCAGUUAAAACCAAGAUUUUUUGAGUUUUCACUGAAAUUUGCGUUGAAAUUUUUUGAGUGUAAACCGCAAGCUCUCGCAUAGCCAUCGCGGAUGGCUAUGACGUGGCGAACGUACAGUAUCAUAAACCACGUGGCCGCUGAAGCGGCAAACUUACAGAUAGUGCCGCUAACGCGGAAAAGCUUGCGGUUUACACUCGCUUCGCUCGAAAAAUCGAUUUUCUCGUGCCGGAUCUGAAAAUUUCAAUGAAAACCAAGAUUUUUUUGAGUUUUCACUGAAAUUUUGAGAUCCCGCGCAGGCAAAUCUAUCGCCAAUUUUUUUCCGAGCGAAGCGAGUGUAAACCGCAAGCUCUCCGCGUUAGCGGCACUAUCUUCCGCUUCAGCGGCCACGUGGUUUAUGGUACUGUAAGUUCGCCACGUCAUAGCCAUCCACGUGGCCGCUAACGCGGAAGCUUCCGGUUUACUCGCUUCGCUCGGAAAAGCAAACUUUUUCUUGUUGAAAAUUCAAGUCCGAGAGAAGUACACGAAAAAUAUGAAUCGCUACGAGACCCAAUAGGAUUUUAUUACGUUUUAGGAAGCUACUUCUUUACGUAAGAAAAUCCUAUUGGGUCUCGUGGCGAUUCAUAUUUUUCGUGUACUUCUCUCGGACUUGAAUUUUCAACAACAAGAAGUUGGGUUUUCCGAGCGAAGCGAGUGUAAACCGGAAGCUUCCGCGUUAGCGGCCACGUGGAUAGUUAGACGUAGCGAACAGUACUGAUAUUCCACGUCAUAGCUAUAGCUCCGCUCGAAAAAUCCUCGCAUCCUCAUUUUUCUCCAAUUUCAGAAUUGGACCCGGCGGAGCUCCUCCACCAAUUCUUCCACCAAAACCCGAACCCCGUCAACGUGGCAAUUUCAUAAGUGGAAGUGGCUCAUCGUCACCUACAGUACUCCAUUCACCAAUGCUCAUCUCAACCACCCAAACUACAAAUACUACGGUAGAUCAAGAAGCGGAUGAUGAAAAUGCGAAUUCGCGAAGAAGUGUGGCUGAUAUGGCCAGAAUUUUCAAUAAGUAA
Messenger RNA from Caenorhabditis angaria, 3592 nucleotides. The record is from the annotation of a GenBank genome assembly. NCBI's taxonomy places the organism in Eukaryota, Metazoa, Nematoda, Chromadorea, Rhabditida, Rhabditidae.